Molecule: messenger RNA, 138 nt
Organism: Paramecium sonneborni
Lineage: Eukaryota; Ciliophora; Oligohymenophorea; Peniculida; Parameciidae
Source: the annotation of a GenBank genome assembly
AUGUUAUAAAUUAAUUUUAGAUUAAUAUACAAACAUUCACGAAAACAAAAUAAAGUAAUCGACUUUAGAAUUUUGAUUGUUAAAGCAGUCUAUCUCGUCAAAUCACAUAUUAAAAUAUAAAUAAAUAAAUGCUAUUGA